AUGGUGCCGACUCCUAGGUGCGACGUGUUCAUAAACCACCGGGGAGUGGACACGAAGCGCACGGUGGCGGAGCUGCUGUACGACCGGCUGGCGCAGCACAAUGUGCGGUCCUUCCUGGACAACCGGACCAUGGAGCCAGGGGACAAGCUCUUCGAAACCAUCAAUGCCGCUAUCCUCCAGUGCAAAAUCGGCAUCGCCAUAUUCUCCCCUCGUUACUGCGAGUCCUCCUUCUGCCUCCACGAGCUCUCCAUGCUGGUCGAGUCCUGCAAGAAGCUCAUCCCCAUCUUUUGCGACGUCAAGCCUUCCGAGCUUCUUCUUACCGACAUUCACUGCAGGUCCGAGACGCCCGAACAGAUCGACAGAUUCAAAAUGGCUCUUCAGGAGGCCAAAUACACGGUCGGCCUCACGUUCGACUCCCAGAACGGGAACUUCGCCAAUCUUGUAUCGAGGACUGCAGAGAUCGUACUAAAGAACAUAAACCAAGGAAGCAGCCGUCGCUGA
Ananas comosus (pineapple) is the source of this 501-nucleotide messenger RNA. RefSeq names its product TMV resistance protein N. The transcript has 2 exons. The record is from RefSeq and is a predicted model, not a curated record. NCBI's taxonomy places the organism in Eukaryota, Viridiplantae, Streptophyta, Magnoliopsida, Poales, Bromeliaceae. Gene Ontology annotation, biological process: signal transduction. The coding region runs from base 1 to 501 and encodes 166 amino acids.